Messenger RNA from Uloborus diversus, 1923 nucleotides. RefSeq names its product COMM domain-containing protein 4-like. The record is from RefSeq and is a predicted model, not a curated record. NCBI's taxonomy places the organism in Eukaryota, Metazoa, Arthropoda, Arachnida, Araneae, Uloboridae. Bases 229 to 837 code for a protein of 202 amino acids. The transcript is spliced from 8 exons.
GUGAAAAGUUUGGUGGGAGGGGAGUGUACACAUUCCAUGGCUUAAACAAGAGCUAAUUUUUUUAAACUUAUGUUCAUUUACUCUUUGCGUAUUUUUUUUUUUUUAUCUUCAGACUAGCCUCUUUACUCUAAACAAUUUUCAGAGUUUGAAAGUUAAGCUUUUGACUUAACAAGUCCUUUGAGGAGUGGUUUUCGUGGUAACUUUGAUGACUUUUGAAAUUCUUGUAACAUGAAAUUUCGAUUUUGUGGAGAAUUGGAUUGCCCAGACUGGGUGCUUGCUGAGAUAGCAACUCUGGCUAGAAUUUCUUCCAUUAAGAUGAAGCUACUGUGCAAUCAGGUUGUCAAUAGUAUACUUGGAGAACCUAUUGAUUUUGACAAAGUGAACAAGCUUACAGCCGAUGCCAAAUAUGAACAAGGGGAUGUCAAAGCUACCAUAGCUGCUCUUUCUUUUAUUUUUACUAGCUCUGCAAAGCAUAGCAUUGAUGAAGAAUCACUUUUAAAUGAACUUCAACAACUUGGAUUACCGAAAGAAUCAACAUCAGCUUUGUGUAAAGUAUUUUCUGAUAAAUUCAUUCUUCUUCAAGGCAAACUGAAAAAGGACAGCUUAAAAUUGUCUGAAAUUCAAAAUAUUAAUUGGCAAGUGGAUUAUAUUAUUUCUUCAAGCAAGCUAAAAGAAGUAAAUGAUCCAUCAGUGGUGCUAAGUAUGGAAGUUAAAGAGGAAAAGCAUCUAGAAGCUACAGUGCACUCAUUUAAUAUGUCUUCUAAUAACUUUCUUUUAUUGUUACAUGAACUGAAACAAGCAUAUUCUAUUAUGGAAGAAGUUACUCCCACGUCUUGAAAGUGCCAUAUUUUGCUGCUGAAUUUAUUAUUCAUAGUUGACAAUGUAAAAUAUUUUUGUUGAUUUCAAUACUUGUACAUAAAAAUCUCUUAUGUGUUUUAAAAUUAUUACCCCUUUGUUUUGAACUGAAUAAAGUUUUUUAAAUAAGGUUGGAAACUUCAUCCUUGUGCCAAAAUGUUUGUGCUAUUUGUUUGAGCAAUGUGAAUAAAAUACAUAUUUUAAAGUUAAUUACAUCUCAAUGCUUUUUUUUUCUUUCAUAUGGUUACUUGUCUCAAAUUUACUUCAGUUUUACGAAAUUUGCAUAAAAAAGCAUAUUUUCAGCAUUUUAUAAAUUACUAGGGGAAGAGGGUCUCACUACAUGCUCCCAUUGCUUGCCAACCCUCUUUUGCUACCCAUGGUUGCUCAAUGCCGCCUGUGGCGGAUGACAAUUGAGACAGUGAGAAGCAAAGGGAUGUAAGUAGAUUUUUUCAAGUUUUGAGUAAAAUGCAUUUAGGUAGGCUUUCCUUGAAAUUCUUGGUACAUCCUAGUUAGGCUUUCCUUGAAAUCCUUGGUACAUCCUAGGUAGGCUUUCAUUGAAUUUUUUUUCUAAAUCGUGCUGUAUAUCAGCAACUACCAGGGCUACUAGUACCAUCUCUUUCCCCAAGACAGAGGAGAAUUUCACCUACUAAGUGUACUGGUUAUAUCCAAAUUUUUAAUUUUGCCACUUACAUUCCUUUGCUUCUCACUGACUCGAUGAUUUUAAUGCUUUUACCCCUGGAUGUCUUCGAGACAUCCCUGGAUUUUCUCAUGUAUGUAUAUCUGGCCCCUUAAGGUUUUUAAAGGGUGAGGCAGGGCAGCAAGACUGGCCCUGGAUGUCCUGUAUUCAAUGGCACCAGGAUUGACCUGGUAGGCAAUGCUAGUGCAAAGAAAACAGGAUUGCAGUCACAUGCACUGUUUUUUUAAUAGUAUAGGUUUAAUCACUCCAUCAUGCUUCAACUAUUUUCUUUAAAAAUAUGUAUAGUAUGAGCAAAAAUAUACAGACAGUAACAUAAAUUGCUUUUUUUAGGUUUGUUUUGUUGCUUUAAAUUAAAUCACUUUCUUGUAUUC